CCCACUUCCGGAGCGCCGUUUUUCAAAACAUUGUAAAAAGACGCCGAUUACUUUCGGAUUAUUGACACCUAAAGCCACUCAAGGUGGACCUAUCGAUGUUCCACCAAUAGGUGGUAUAUACAUUUCCAUUAUGGCAUUGCCAGCAGAGAAGAUUUCUGAGCUGAAGCAGAUCAUUCACAACCAUCUUUCUCAGAUGGAUAUCCAGAAAAGCAUCCAGCAAGUUUUGUCAGAUAGUCUGCAAGGAGAAGCAGCUUUUAACCAACAAUCACAGUUCAACGAACAAGAUGUCUUAGAAAUGUUGAGACAACAAGGUGUUAUUGACAAUGUUAUGCAAAAAUUACAUAUUGAACAAGGACAACAUAUACCAGGAGGAAAACAAGCAGCUAGAUUUAUAGAUAAGGAUGACCAUCUCACUACAAGUACUCCACUUAAAAAGACCAAUAUAGACCCAUCAAGGCGCUACCUCUACCUACAAGUUCUUGGGGGUAAAGCAUUCUUAGAGCAUCUCCAAGAACCUCAGCCUCUACCCGGUCAGGUGUCAUCAACAUUUACUGUACAUAUAAACUUCAGAAGCCAGCGAUUUAAGUCAAAACCAACACCAUGUGCCUGUGACCCAAACAUUCAAGAAGGUUUCUUGUUAGAGAUUCAUAAAGAUUCUUCAGGGGAUGCUGGGAGAAUGCUAGAUAGCACAGGUAUGCUGUCUGUAUGUGAUCCUGUACAUAUCGUGCUCAUUAAGACAGACUUUAAUGGCGAUACUCACCUUGUAUCAUCACAUUUCUUAGAAUGGCGAGUAGUACUAUCUCAACCUCAAGGCAGACUAGGGACAUCUAUUGAAUUACUUGGAGUGGGUACAGAAUGUAAAGUUCCUGUUGGACUACUAGAUAUUAAACUAGAGCUACUUCCCAAGACCAUAGAGGCCAUCUCAGGCCAGGUGCUAACAGCCCAGUUUAGUAUGGAGAAGAACAAGCAGUCAGAACGUGAGCGUCUGUUUCUUGUUUAUGCCAAGCAAUGGUGGAGAGAGUUUCUACAGAUUCGACCAACUCACAGUGAACGUCUCGUUAAAAUAUUUGCUCAGGAUGAAAAUGGAAUAAAUCGCCCUGUGUGUUCAUACAUAAAGCCUUUAAGGGCUGGAAGACUGCUCGAUACGCCUAGAGAAGCAGCUAGAUUUGUCAGUCUUAUAGGAUAUGAAAGGGUACCCAUGUUGGGAGGUGGUGAUAGAGCCGAACAGUGGUCCACUACGCAUGCAUUUUUUUGCAGGAACAAGGGGGACUGUGAAGACCAUGCUAUUCUGCUGUGUAGUCUACUGCUGGGAUUUGGUUUAGAUGCCUAUGUGUGCGUUGGCACCAAGUCUAAGGCCGCUCCUCAUGCUUGGGUCACAACAAUAGGAGCAGAUGGCCUGGUCACCUUCUGGGAAACACUCACUGGAAACAGGUACAUCCACAAGGCAGUAAAUCCUGAUGAUCCUCCCCUAGAUAAGCAACACAGACCCCGCUACCCAUACCAGACUCUGGGAUGUGUAUUUAACCAUACAUCAUUCUAUGCUAACACACAGGGGACAGAUACUAUAGGUGCUUGUCAGCUAGAUCUCCACAACCAAUCACAUUGGAAGGCUAUGUCAGCUGAUGCAAUACGGAGUGUUUGCGGAAUGGGGAAUAUUCCAACAUGGCCGACAUUGCCCCCCUUAUGUGCCAGUAACCUUGAUUCAGCACUACUAAGCAAUGACUUGGAAGUGGAGCUACGUGCCUUAGUGGAUCAACAUAGAGCAGAUCAGGGAUUGAACACUACAUGGGACGAUCAACUCAGCUACCUUCUUACACCAGCCCUAGCCUCAUAUGAGACUGAGAGAAUAACAGGUAUAUCUGCUGGAAAUGAAGAGUUCCAGCAAGCCAUCCGAAUAGCAGUUCCAGAAGGUCAUACAUUUAAGGGAUACCCUGUACAGUUCGUUCACAGAAAUGCAAGGAAGGCAUUUGCAGCAUGUUUAAAGUCACCAGUAUGUGAAGAGAUAAUAGACUGUAGAGGAGACUUGAUACGUUUAGCAGUGCGUGUGAGAGUCUUCACAUACCCAGAAUCAGCUUGUGCCACUUGGAUUAUGUUUGCAUGUAAAUACAAGUCUAUACUAUAA
Messenger RNA from Owenia fusiformis, 2122 nucleotides. NCBI's taxonomy places the organism in Eukaryota, Metazoa, Annelida, Polychaeta, Sabellida, Oweniidae. The record is from the annotation of a GenBank genome assembly.